Messenger RNA from Malassezia pachydermatis, 1305 nucleotides. Its product is annotated as phosphotyrosyl phosphatase activator. Lineage: Eukaryota; Fungi; Basidiomycota; Malasseziomycetes; Malasseziales; Malasseziaceae. Gene Ontology annotation, biological process: mitotic spindle organization. The record is from RefSeq and is a predicted model, not a curated record. The transcript has a single exon. Gene Ontology annotation, molecular function: protein tyrosine phosphatase activator activity; peptidyl-prolyl cis-trans isomerase activity. The coding region runs from base 1 to 1305 and encodes 434 amino acids. Gene Ontology annotation, cellular component: nucleus; protein phosphatase type 2A complex; cytoplasm.
AUGUCGCCGUCCAACAUGGAUCUCGCAGCGAAGGAGGUCUUGGCCAACAAGCUGCGCCAUCCGGGCCAUACUACGGCAGCGGCGCCACCGGCGCCGCCACCAAGCGCUGGACCUACGGAUCCUUUUGAAGGCGCUAUCGAGCCUGUCUUGAUCACUGAGCCUGUCGGCGACGAGCGGCCACGCAAGCGCAUCGUCACAGCUCGACAUCUUGAACACUUUCAGCACACCGCACUGUUCGGCGAGAUCCUUGGAUUUAUUCGUGCUUGCAACCAAGCAGUAAAGGGGCAUACACUGACGGAGUCAGAAGACGUAAGCCCUGUCAUCCAAAGCCUUCUUGACGUGCUGGACCGUGUCCGUACCUUGGUCGACGAGACGCCGCGCGAUACAGACUCUGCUUCGGUCUCCCGCUUCGGCAAUCCUGCUUUUCGUACCCUAUAUACGAAGAUUUGCGACGCUACGGAUACGUUGCUACAGCGCAUUCCCGGCCUGGAAGGCGAUUCUCACCGUGCCGCACGUCAGCAACUGUCGGUUUAUUUUUACGAAGCAUGGGGCAACGCGAAACGUAUUGACUACGGCAGUGGUAUGGAGCUGAAUUUCCUGUGCUGGAUGCUGGGCCUGGUGAAGUUGGGCGUUCUUGAUCUGGCAAAGGAUGCCAGGACGUUGGUGCUUCGCGUAUUCUGGCGCUACAUUGAGAUUAUGCGUGUGAUCCAAGCCACGUACUGGCUCGAACCUGCUGGUAGUCACGGCGUAUGGGGCUUGGACGACUACCAUUUCCUGCCAUUCUUGUGGGGCGCCGGUCAACUGGUCGAUCAUCCGUUCCUUCGUCCCAAGUCCAUUCACGACAGCGAAAUGGUGGACGAGUGUUCGACCAAGUACAUGUACUUUGCCUGCAUUCAGGCCAUCAAUGCUGUGAAAACCGAGUCGCUUCGCUGGCAUUCCCCCAUGCUCGAUGAUAUUUCCAGCGUGCGUACAUGGGCCAAGGUCAAUCAGGGUAUGGUCAAAAUGUACCUAGCUGAAGUGCUAUUGAAAUUACCAAUUGCACAGCAUAUCUUUUUCGGCUCACUUCUGUCGUUCGGUGAUAUGGACGACGACGAUGUUGCGGGCGUCGAAGAAGACGAGCAUGGCCAUCGCUUCGAGGCGGGAGCAACACCGCACAAGCAUGGGCACGGCGAGGGCCAAGCCGCCGGCUGGGGCGAUUGCUGCGGCAUUCCCAUACCCAGUGUAUUUGCAGCCCUGGAGAAGGAGCGAGAGGCCGGACACCGUCCUGCGACCGAAUGGCCCGUUCGACGUAUUCCUUUCGACUAG